AUGGCGAGGAGAUCUACUUAUGGACCCUUCUUGAUGGCAAGGAAGAUUGCAGUACAUGGCCAAGCGAAUCGGACUAAGUCGACUCAGACCAGCCACCUCCCUUGUGGUAAUGCUUUUUUCUGCACCCUCGGCGAGCAAUUUGCGGCCACCAAUGGGAAGAAUAGAGGGGAAAUGAGGAGAAAAACCAAGAAGGUCAAUGUAAGAUCGGCCUUCAUCAUUGAUAAUAGCACCCACCGCGAUGCGUCUAUAUGCAGAAACUCUUUUCUCCAUAAGAUAUGUACUGUUAAAAACCGUAAUGAGACACAACUGGAGCCAAUGAUGUUAUCGGAUCCCACUGAUUGUUUUCCUGACCGGAAAAGAUGUGAUGUGCAUCGUGUACGCAACAUGAUGCAAAUAUUUUCAUUAAAGUUGGCUAAAGUUCCUGUGAUCACAAGCUCGGUACAACUAUAUGGAUAUAUAGCUGUACGAGAUUGUCUGGAUUCAUUGCUAAAUUAUAUUGUCAAUCGUAGCAGGGACGAUCCCAUGACGGUGCAGCAGGUCCGGUUCGGAACUCCUUUGGCUUUGUGCUCCGCAAACUCCGUGCACUGA
This is a messenger RNA of Triticum turgidum subsp. durum (durum wheat), 588 nucleotides long. The record is from the annotation of a GenBank genome assembly. Lineage: Eukaryota; Viridiplantae; Streptophyta; Magnoliopsida; Poales; Poaceae.